AAUUAACCCUAUAAUAAAAAAUUGCAAAAUGCUCCUUUAAAAUAACAAGUUCUAUAUAAUAUGCCUUAAUAUAUAUUUAAACGAUAAAAUCCCAGAUCUAUCCCCAGAAGAGUUGACUUUCUAUUAUAGUUAUUGGCCAAAGCCUGGUCUCAAGAGUUAAUUUCUUCAAAAGCUUCAAUCUUUGAAUCAAAAUACCUUCAAUUCUAGUAAGGAAGGAGAAGAAGAGGAAGAAGCAAUGAAUCAGAAUAUGAAUGCUCUAGCGAUUGGAAUGGUUGGUGCGGCCAUAACAUUAUGUGCCUAUUCACAGACUAUCAUCUCUGCAACUCAGUGCAUCACAAUUGGGCUUCUUGUUCUCAUGUUUGGCUUGCUUGUUGGAGAAGGUCUUAUUUCUAUCUAGCAAUUCACUACUCUUUAUUUACUUUGCUUAAGCAAUAAAUAUUUUUCUGUUUUAAUUUCAUGUUAGAAUCUUUUUUUAUUCUGGUAUUAAGCUAUUUUUCCUCCGAAGAAUUUGGAAUCCUGGAAUUUAUGGACGUGCAGUGGGUAUCCAUAGUUUUAUUAUUGUUGUUUUUCAAUGGAACGAACGAUUGAAUUGAGAGAUUUUAAUUAAUAUUGCUAUAAUCUUUAAUGUUUCUUUCU
Messenger RNA from Jatropha curcas, 636 nucleotides. RefSeq lists its product as uncharacterized. The record is from RefSeq and is a predicted model, not a curated record. NCBI's taxonomy places the organism in Eukaryota, Viridiplantae, Streptophyta, Magnoliopsida, Malpighiales, Euphorbiaceae.